Messenger RNA from Cololabis saira (Pacific saury), 6072 nucleotides. RefSeq names its product adhesion G protein-coupled receptor L1a (gene adgrl1a). The transcript has 25 exons. Gene Ontology annotation, biological process: cell surface receptor signaling pathway; heterophilic cell-cell adhesion; adenylate cyclase-activating G protein-coupled receptor signaling pathway. The coding region runs from base 816 to 5381 and encodes 1521 amino acids. The record is from RefSeq and is a predicted model, not a curated record. Gene Ontology annotation, cellular component: axon; postsynaptic density; presynaptic membrane. NCBI's taxonomy places the organism in Eukaryota, Metazoa, Chordata, Actinopteri, Beloniformes, Belonidae. Gene Ontology annotation, molecular function: carbohydrate binding; latrotoxin receptor activity; G protein-coupled receptor activity.
GGACGCACGCGAUAACCGCAUAUGGCCUGUGUUCUGUCCUCAUACCAGCUGGUCGUGCCAAGCCGUUCAACUGCGUGAAGGUGAAGAGUUUUGGCGAACAGUUUUGGGGGGGGAGAAAAAAAACAAGCGUGAACAGAGCCACACCAGACAGCCAAGAAUCUGAUUUUCCUUGCAUGCAGACGUUUUUGCGACGGUGGCACAUUUGCUGACACGCUCUCCGUUUAAGCAGCGACGGACGUAAAACCUACAACACGAUUAUCUCCAACUUCAGCUUCGACAACGCUCUUUUUCCCCCGUCUUUUUUCCUUUUUCCUCUUUGUUAAACAUUUCAUCAGCGGUGAAGUAACUCACGUAUCAUUCCUGUUUACAUCCCUAACAAUGGUGUCGUUGCUGAUAUUUAUUUUGAUACCCAGAUGGGCGCAUUUUCGGGAUAAUCGCUCCCGUCUAUUCUAAGGAUUUCCCACCACUGCCUCGUAGGGUGGAUUCUUUUUUUUUUCCUUUCGUUUAUUGUCGCUUCGUGUUUAAGAUAGCAACCUAUUAAUUUUUAAUUCAUAUGCAUCUGCACGAAGACGGUACCCGAGAGGAGAGAAAAAAAAAGUCAUACCAGUGGGGGAGAAAAGGAGAAGGAGGCGAGCGAGGGGAGAACCGAGAAUGAAUGAGACACACUGAGCCACCGAGAAGACGGAGACUGGAGGAAUCGAGGAUCCCCCUCAGGGAGGGUGUAAGCUGUGGAAAGUGCCACUCCACCCACCUGUGCCUGCUGACCACCUCUAAGCUUUAGCGUCCCCUGCUCCGCCCGUUCUUCAGCCUCAGAUAUGGCUCUGGCGGUCUGGAUCUUCUUCACCUGUGCUGUAGCGUUCAGCGCCAUUGCUCCAUCCUUCCAGGCUCUGGGCCGGUCAAUGAUGCCCUUCGGCUUGAUGCGGCGGGAGUUGGCGUGUGAAGGCUACCCGAUUGAGCUGCGCUGCCCCGGCAGUGAUGUCAUCAUGAUUGAGACGGCCAACUACGGUCGCACUGAUGACAAGAUCUGUGACGCGGACCCCUUUCAGAUGGAGAACGUGCAGUGCUACCUGCCUGAUGCCUUCAAGAUAAUGUCACAGAGGUGUAAUAACCGUACUCAGUGUGUGGUGGUGGCAGGUUCCGACGUGUUCCCUGACCCGUGCCCGGGGACCUACAAGUAUUUGGAGAUCCAGUAUGAGUGUGUCCCUUACAUAUUUGUGUGCCCGGGGACUCUGCUGCGGGUGCAGGUGCCCAGCUCUCAGCAGGAGGCCGAGCACCAGGCCGGGGCGUGGUGUAAGGACCCGCUGCAGUCCGGAGACCGCCUGUACGUCAUGCCCUGGACCCCCUAUCGCACCGACAUGCUCUAUGAGUAUGCCUCCUGGGAAGAUUUUAAACAGAACCGAGCCACUACCACCUACAAGCUGCCUAACAGAGUGGAUGGAACAGGGUUUGUUGUGUACGACGGUGCGGUUUUCUACAACAAAGAGCGCACACGAAACAUAGUCAAGUACGACCUACGUACGCGCAUCAAGAGCGGGGAAGCCAUCGUCACAAACGCCAACUAUCACGAUACGUCACCGUACCGCUGGGGUGGAAAGUCGGACAUUGACCUGGCCGUGGACGAGAACGGCCUCUGGGUGAUUUAUGCCACCGAAUCCAACAACGGACGAUUGGUGGUCAGCCAGGUGAACCCCUACACGCUGCGGUUCGAGGGCACCUGGGAGACCAGCUUUGACAAGAGGGUGGCGUCCAACGCGUUCAUGGCCUGUGGAGUGCUGUACGCGGUGCGAUCCGUCUACCAGGACGACGACAGCGAAGCGGGCGGCGACCUGGUGAUGUACGCUUACAACACCAACCGGGCACGGGAGGAGCCGGUGAACAUCCCUUUCCCCAACCCGUAUCAGUACAUUUCCUCCGUGGACUACAACCCUCGAGACAACCAGCUUUACGUGUGGAACAACUACAACGUGCUGCGCUACGCGCUGGAGUUUGGACCGCCGGACCCCACCACUGGCCCUCUGACCACCACGCAAGUCACCACCACUCCUCCUCCGAGGCCACUGACCUCCAGUGCCAACCCGUCUACUACCCGUCCUCUGGCUCCUACAUCGCGUCCAACUGGCUUCAUCAACAAGCACCCUGAUCUGCGUCCCAUCACGGCCACCGUACCGGUCACCCGCCUGCCGUCCCGCCCUCCUCAGGACCCGGACCGCCAUUUCUGCGAGGCCAAGAUGGUCCGUGGUGUCCAGUGGCCUACCACCCACCGAGGAGAAAUCGUAGACCGUCCCUGUCCCAAAGGAUCUCUCGGCAUUGCUUCAUUCCAGUGCUUGGCAGAGCGGGUCAUGUGGAACCCUCGGGGUCCUGACCUGAGUAACUGCACCUCGCCGUGGGUCGGCCAGGUUGCCCAGAAGAUAAAGAGCGGGGAAAAUGCUGCCAACAUAGCGGGCGAGCUGGUGAACCACACACGAGGUCGAAUCCAAGCCGGAGAUGUGAGUUCUUCUGUCCGACUGAUUGAGCAACUGCUGGAUAUCCUGGAUGCCCAGCUUCAGGCCCUGAGGCCUGGGAAUAAAGAGCCAGCUGGACGCAACUACAAUAAGUUCCAGAAGCGUGAGCGGACCUGUCGGGCUUACAUCCAGGCGGUUGUGCAGACUGUGGACAACCUGCUCCGUCCAGAGGCGUUGGAGUCCUGGCAGGACAUGAACAGUACAGAGCAGGCUCACACCGCCACCAUGCUGCUGGACGUCCUGGAAAAAGGAGCUUUCCUGCUGGCCAACAACAUGUACGGGAAUCGCUUCUCCGACCGGGCCCCAAGUGUUGAUCUCGAGGUGCACGUCGUCAACACCGAGAUGGACCUGCAGGACUUGUCGUUCCCACAGAAUUACGCCAGUGACAGCACCAUUCAGCUAUCAGCGUCUACUAUCAAGCAGUACAGUCGCAACGGACAAGUAAAGGUGGUUUUUAUACUAUAUAAAAACUUGGGGUCCUUCCUUUCCACUGAGAAUGCCACGGUGAAGAUGGAGCUGGAAGGAUUAAACCAUGAAAAGAAGCGCCUGGCGGUCAAUUCUGAUGUAAUAGCUGCCUCCAUCAACAAAGAGUCCAGCCGAGUGUUUCUCACUCAGCCGGUGAUAUUCACACUCAAACAUCUACAGGCUGAGAAUUAUUACUCUCCAAAUUGUUCCUUUUGGAACUACUCGGAGCGCACCAUGACGGGGCAGUGGUCGUCGCAGGGCUGUCGGCUGCUGGAGACCAACAACACGCACACCACCUGCUCCUGCAGCCACCUCACCAACUUCGCCUUGCUCAUGGCUCACCACGAGCCCAACGGCCGUAUGCACGAACUGAUCCUCUUCGUGAUCACCUGGGUGGGCAUCGUCAUCUCCCUGGUGUGUCUAGCCAUCUGCAUCUCUACUUUCUGCUUCCUGCGGGGUCUGCAGACCGACCGCAACACCAUCCACAAGAACCUCUGCAUCAACCUCUUCAUUGCUGAGCUCCUCUUCCUCAUCGGCAUCGACAAGACUGAAUACCACAUUGCCUGUCCCAUCUUUGCUGGCCUUCUGCAUUUCUUCUUCUUGGCUGCCUUCUCUUGGAUGUGUCUGGAGGGUGUGCAACUCUAUCUCAUGCUCGUGGAGGUCUUUGAGAGCGAGUACUCACGCAAAAAGUACUACUAUCUGUGCGGCUACUGCUUCCCCGCACUGGUGGUGGGCAUCUCUGCAGCCAUAGACUACAGGAGCUAUGGGACCAAGAAAGCAUGCUGGCUGCGAGUGGAUAACUACUUCAUCUGGAGCUUCAUCGGACCUGUUUCAUUUGUUAUUAUGCUCAACCUCAUUUUCCUCAUGAUCACUCUGCACAAGAUGAUCCGCAAUUCUUCAGCACUUAAGCCCGACUCCAGUCGCUUGGAUAACAUAAAGUCAUGGGCUCUGGGUGCUACUGCCCUGCUGUUCUUACUCGGGCUAACAUGGGCUUUUGGUCUUCUCUUCAUCAAUGAGAACACGGUCAUCAUGGCCUAUCUGUUCACCACCUUCAACGCCUUCCAGGGGAUGUUCAUCUUUAUCUUCCACUGCGCCCUGCAGAAAAAGGUCCAUAAGGAGUACAGUAAAUGUCUGCGUCAUUCCUACUGCUGCAGCCGUACAUCCACCAGCAGCUCCCAUGGCUCUCUGAAGAACUCAGGCCUGCGUGCCAACAACCGCUACUACAGCGGCAGCCAAGCCCGCCACGCAGCGGCCCACAGACAGAGUCGGAUCCGUCGGAUGUGGAAUGACACGGUUCGAAAGCAGACGGAGUCUUCCUUCAUGGCAGGAGACAUCAACAGCACACCGACACUUAACCGUGCAACCAUGGGCAACCACCUCCUGACGAACCCGGUUUUACAGACUCGCACCGGCACCUCUCCUUACAACACCCUGCUGGCUGAGAGCUUCACCCCACCCUCGCCAGGCGUCUUCAACUCUACCGGAACUUUCCGUGAUCCAAAGAGUACACUGUCUAAGCCCCGUGACCCCUGUGGGAUGGAAACGCUUCCCCUGAACGGUAACUUCAACAACAGCUAUUCCAUGCGCACUGGCCCGUCGGGUGGAGGAGGAGGCAGCUGUGAUUUCCUAGGUGGUGGAGGUGGAGAAACUCCCCCACCCAUGUUCAACCACCGCAGCUCAGAGACCCUGGGAGGCGGGGCCAUCCGACGAAACCUCUCUGACGCUGCGGCCUUCGAGAAGAUGAUCAUCUCAGAGCUCGUCCACAACAACCUGCGAGGUGGCGUUGGAGGAGUAAGUUCAGGAGAGGUGGAGGACAGGGCGUACAGCAGCCUUGCCAGGGGACACCCUCACAGCGGGGCCGGUCGGGGGACGACCGUGGCCGGCCCGGAGCCGUCUAUGAGCAUGGACGAAGACGAGGAGUUUCUCAGAGAGGGACGGCAGCGAACACCGCAGGACGUGGAGCUGCUUUACAAAGCUCUGGAGGAGCCCCUGCUUUUGCAGCGUGCCCAGUCCGUCCUCUACCAGAGCGAUCCGGAGGAAUCUGAGAGUUACACGGCCGACCUCACGGAGAGCCUCGGCCACAGCGGCCACAGCGGCCAGAGCGGUAGUGGGCAGGGAGCAAACAGGGUGGCGGACUCCCCUGCUCACGACUCCCUGUACACCAGCAUAACCAACCUACGAGACUCUCCCUACCCCGACAGCAGCCCCGAGCCCCUGGAGGUGGUGCCCCGUUCGGCCCAGCCCCCCGAGGAGCUGUACUACAGCUCCGGGAGGCCCGCCCUGUGCUCCCGCGGGGCCACCAUGCAGACCUUCUUCCAAGCCCCGCCCCGGAGGCCCAGCGGGGACGGACACCAGGCUCCGGAGCCCGUCCAACACGAGGGAGACGGACAGAUGCAGCUGGUCACCAGCCUGUGACUGGAGCCGGAAAGAGGAAGCUGGGGGACUAACGUGAUGGCUUGAGCCUCCUCUGAGCCCGCCUCAUUCUUGUGUGUCUCGACUUUCUGCUCAUUUGGUUGCCUUUCUUUCUCGUGACUUUUAUUUAACUAACGUAUGAGCAAACAAAUUGGCCUUCUGGGGGUGUUCGAGGUUGACUCUGCAGACGCAGCCUUUAUCGUCAAACCUUUCCUUUUGUCCUCUGGGACUGAGUGAUGGGGGGUUUUCCUGAAACAGAGCGUUCAUCAGCUCUGCCUAACCAUCCUCCUUUCCUUUGGUACCCCAAGGCCAAGUCCAGCACUCUGAAUGUACCAAUCCCCACCCCCUUUACCUUUGGAUAUUUCAAAACUUUGAAACUUUGUUAAAGUUUUCUUUUUUUUUUAAAUGUAUUUUCUCUUCAAACCCUCCUCCAGAGUUGGGGAUAUUUUAUAUUUUGCUCCAUUUCCCUUUAUCCGCUGGUCUAUCUCAAGUCAUCAUUUGAUAGGUUUAGUUAGCAAUGGAGGGAAGAAAUAUAGGACACUAUUAUUACUUUUGAAAAAAAAAUAUCUCACACAAAGGUUGCCAAAAAUAUAUUUUAUUGAGCCAGAACAGAAACUAGAACAUUCAUAAGGCAAAUAUAUAUACACACACACACACACACACACACACACACACACACACACGCACACACCCA